GCUCUCUAAACUUCAGAAAGAAGAGCACUUCAACUAUGAAAGUGUUUUGACAGCAACAAAAACACAAGUUUAUUCUUGUUAUUUUCUUUAACACUGGAGAUCGAAUCUUCGAUUGAAGUCAAUCAUAAUUGUGUUAUUGUUAUGGCAAAAACAAACAUAGAAAGUUACUGGCGAUGCUUCAGGGGCAUAAGUUUUGUUUUCCUUAUAUUUUAUUCCACCUACUUUGGAACGAUCUUUUUAUUGACACCGAUCCUCCCAUUAUUUUUCAUCGCACCGGUGUAUACAAAAAGUGUUACUGACAAGAUUAUAUGGGCAUGGAAACUAUAUUGUGUGUCCAUUUAUGAAGUAAUUUUCCAGACCAAGGUUAGCAUUUAUGGCAGAGUUCCAAGUAACGAAGCAUCUAAUCUUAUGAUUAUGAAUCACCGUACAAGAUUUGAUUGGCUGUACCUGUUUUCAUACCAAGUCAGGCAUGCAUCAACCAGACGCUAUACUAUCAGCUUGAAAAAUGGACUGAAAUAUCUUCCAGGAAUAGGUUGGGCUAUGCAGAUCGCUGGUUUUAUAUUUCUGGACAGGAAGUGGGAGGACGAUCAGAGAACCAUAUCAAAAUGUCUUGGUGUGUACAAACAUAUUGAUUAUAGACCUCAGAUUUUGCUGUUUCCAGAAGGUACAGACUUGACGGCAAAUACAAAAAAGCGUAGUGACGCACACGCUGAAAAGAAUAACCUACCAAAGUAUAACUAUGUGCUUCAUCCACGGACGACGGGUUUUACCCAUAUUGUACAGUCAAUGAAGAAAGAUGAAAUAUUGGACUGUGUCACAGAUAUCACCAUAGCAUAUCCAAAAACCAUUCCCCAAAAUGAAAUGGAUAUAAUUAAGGGAAAUUUCCCAUCAGAGAUCCAUUUUCUGAUAGACUGGUUUCCAAAUAAAGAAAUCCCCACCCACAAAGACGAUCUGGAUAAUUGGUGUAAAGAAAAAUGGAGUCAGAAAGAGGCGGUCCUUAAAGAAUUUUACGAAAAGAAAUCUUUUGACGGCACAGGGCAGGAGGCUCUUCGAUCUAAUGAAAGUUUAAUUGGGGCUUUAUUUAUGUAUAGCUGGGUAGCAUGGUCAACUUGGCAUGUAUUUGUUACCUAUGUCCUGUGGAGUUACCCAUUAGCAUGGGUGUAUGUAGCUUUAUGUACUGUGUUUUAUUUUUGCGUAUCAAAAUACACGCAAGGGUUCAACAUUCUUAUAGCUAAAGCAAUGAAUAUCCAAUAAGGAUAUAAAAAUACGGUACAAACAUGUCUGUGAAUUCUUUAUCUUUUUCUAAGUCAUUCAUGAAUUUGUUGUCAGUUUUUACAUAUUUUUGUGAUGGUCUAACGUAUAUUAUAGUGAUAGCCUAAUGUCUUAUUAAGUAUUUAGGUAUAUAUAUAUAUUAUCAUGUAUAUAUAUAUGAUAUGUAAAAUAUUUAUUCUUAUACAUUUGUACAUGUAUGCAUCCCUUUGUAUUGUCUUGAUCUCAUAGCAUUUAAUAAACGAUGUACUUAUGUACAUGUAGAUGCCCAGUAUGAAUAAAGUAGGAUGCUGGGUUUUUAUCAAAUAUUGUAUGUAUAUACAUGUAUUGAAUGUAUAUACAUACAUAGAUAGAGCCAUUCCUGUAACUCUAUUUUUAAUGCCUGUCUGAUCAUUAUGUUUUUAAAUUGAUCAUUUAAAUACUUAAACCUGCUGCAACUGAUAGUUAUAUACUUAAUAGUCUUUGGAUUUAACUCAAUACAGUGUUGAAGUUAAAUACCUCUAGACACUUUCAGAAAUCAUAAUCACAAAGUAGAAAUAUAUUGCUUUUUUUGGCGAUUUUUCUUUCAUUAUCAUAUAUAAAUUGGUGUGAACAGAUGAAUAAGAUGUCUUAAAUUGCAUUUCGGCAGGUGAAAAGGCGAGAUUUUAGCAAUUCUCUAUUCAAGCGCCUUGUCCGGUAUAUACCGGAAUACAGUAUUUAUUAUUGUGGUGCUCCAACACUUUUUUAAACCUCACUCACUCUUAGCCUUUACCACCAGUAAAGAGCCAGGCUAGCCUGAUGUCUGCUAUUCAGGCUCUAUGCUGUUACAAGCUUCAUUUUUAAAUUUCCAUUCUGGAAUCCCUUCAAUUUUAAAUGAACUGUUCCAAAAUUCAAAACAGGGCAACUCCAUUACACAAAAGCAGGUACAUUUUUGUAAAGGGCAUAUAUAGUCACCUAAGUGCAGUAACAGGUUAACUCUUACAAUAUUAUAUAAUGAGUUAAACUGUUACUGCACUAAAGUGACGAUAAUCGUUAAAGUUUUAAAUAACUAUUUUUCUUGUUAGAGAUUGGUACAUAUUUUCAUAUAUUACCAUUAGCUUAAUCAUCUCUUAGUCAUUUGGCAAAUCAGAUUUACAUCAAGUCUUUGUGCUAAUAAUGUUGUGAUAUUUAUCUUUACAUAGGCAAAAAAGUCCAUUGUAACAGUAAACUUGUUUUUUGUUGUUUUUUUCAACCUGUUACAUUUUAUGCAGGAUUUUUAUCUUUUUACCUUGGCUUAAAAAAAGCAAAGAAAGUGAGGGGUUAGCUACUUAAUGUAUGUGUCGAAAUGUGAGAGUUAUUUUAUCUUUGAUAAAAGGGUUUAAAAAAAUAAAACAAAAAGUAAGCCAACAUUUAGUUUUCUCAUAUUCUAUUGCUUUUUUUUCUUUCUAUACCAAACAGAGUGGCAUGCAAACAUAAGACAGAACAUUAUUGAAUAAAUUUACAGUAGUCACAUGGAUGCUGUAAUUGUUCAUUAAAAGCAAACAGGGUCGGACCACACAUUAAAACUACAUUAUAGUUGGCUAUUACGGUCAUAAUGAUGUAUCAAAGAGUAAGAUUUAGGGUUUCCUUGUUUUUUGUAAGAGAUUGUCAAUUAUUACAAACCUGUGCUGAUUUUGUGACUCAAUAAAAAUUGUAUUAGACGGAUGUGCAUAUAUUUUGACAUGAUGUCAUAUACGUUAUACAAACAUUAGUGUAAAGAUGUGCUAAAUUUAAGUGUUACACUAGAGGCGUGUCAAUGAAAAAUGAUUCUUUUACAUAAUUUUUAAACAGUUUUAUUUUGGCUAUGUGCUUAAUAGAAUGUUAUAUUUGUGUAGGUUCAUUACUGAUUUUAUUGAAGUCAUUGAAUAAAAUAAUAUUUUGCUUGCCAGAGGCUCCCCAUAAUAAAAUUUUAUUCAACUGGUUCAAUAAAUUCGGUAGUGAACUUACACUCAUUCAAUAUCCUCUAUAGUUAUAGGUUAGAUUUGAUCUUUCAUUCCCAAAUUUGUGAUGGAGAACCAAAAAACUAAUAACUAAUAAGAAUUAAUUGCUAAAUGAAUUUUGUCUAUUUUUAAUGAAAAAUUAAUUGAAAGUUAUUUAUGACUAAUGAAAUAUUUUGUAAGUUUUAUAAUCUUCAGUGCCAUACAGUAAAUUUUUAUCUAAAGCUGAAAGAUCGAUAUUUUUUUAUAUUUCACUUGUUAAUGAUAUCACUAACUAGUUUUAUAUGUAAAAUGAUGAAGCGGCCAAUAAAUGAAUAUUUUUAUAAGUUAAAUUGUUGAAAUUAAAUAUAGGAAAUGCGGUGCUUUUUAAGAUCUUAUAUACUGUUCUAAGUGAAGUGCUACAGAUGAAAAUUCCUAGAGUUGAAACAUGUAUAUCUAUUAAAAAAAAAUAUAAUUUAAGUUUAUAUUCAACAUCUGAUGUGAAAAUAUUGAUAUAGAAAUUUGUUUCUGGGAAGGAACUCUGAGGUUCUAUUUAAUAGAAAUAUGAAGAGAAAUCUACCGGAGGUGUGAUAUUCACUGGAAUGUAUUUUCAAUCUGUUACUAGAUUAACAAAUUUAUUUUCUGAGCUGUGUUAUCAUUUGCCAUGCUUUAACAUUGUUAAGGGAUUUGUUAUGUAAUUAUAUAAUUCUAGCAUAAACCUUUUAAGGAUUUUGCAAUAAAAUUGAACAAAAGAAUAUUAUAUAUGAUAAUAAAGGUUAUAUAGAUUUCAAAAUAAACCAACAUUGACAUUUUGGUGUUCUUUUUUGUGAUGAGCAACAUUUCUUUAUGCCAUGACAUUUUAAUGCAUGCAGAUCAAAUUUCUAUUUUUUUAAAUGAUUACAAAAAUGUACAAUAAAAUCAGUUUCUUGAUUUUUAUGUUACAUUGUUCUAUAAUUUUUUUUUGGUCAGAUUAUAUUAACAAAAUUAUAUACUAUGUACAAUAAUAAGUGUAUUAUAUACAUUUAUGUAUAAUUUAAGCUGUCAGAUAUGUUAUUGUGUUGUGUAGGUAAUUAAUAAUGUAAUUUGUAUGUUAUAUGUUUCUAUAGUUUUACUGUUAUCUUUAUUUUAUACACUACAGUUCUUACAUUGCCCAUGUUUCAUUCUUUUUAAAGAAACUACAUGUACUUAAAGCAUGAAUCACUUUAUAACUUUGUCAUCCUAUUUUCAUUAAUAUGUUAUCAAUCUUGACAAAACACAUACAUAUAAACUGGAUUUGAAUUUCUCUGUAUGUAUUUCACGUAAUCUGUAGCUCAUUUGUUAAAACUUAAGUUUGAUGAAAAUUAUUUCCAUUUUUGUCAAAGAAAUAUUUUUAGAAGUGUUUUGGUGUAAUAUUGUUACUUCACACGGCACAUUGGCAUGGAAAAAGUUUUUAAAUCUAUAUUUAGCUUAUGAACUGUCAUUGAAUUUUAAUAUUUUAAUGAUAUGUUACUUUAAACAUUGAUUUUGCUAUAACCUUACAGUAUUGCUAUAACUUACACCAAUGCUUUGAAAUACUUCCAUGCCUUCUGUGCAACCUGUUUGAAUUUCAAGGUGUGAAAAGCCAUUUUUUUUCUUUUUGUGCAAUAGUAUCAUAUGUGUGUGUAUGUGGGAGGGGGGUAUUGCCAUUGCAGCCAAUAGAUUUUGGUUUAUUAAUAGAUAUUAUAAUUUAAGAACAAGAACAAACAAUUUUAGCCAAUAGGCUCUGGUAUAUUUAAAAAUUAUUUAUUCGUGGAACAAUGAGCAGCCAUUUUGGCCAAUGGGUGUACGUUUAUUUAUAGAUUGUAUAUUUAUAGAACAAAUGAUAUCUAUUCCAGCCAAUGAGGUUUGAUUUAUUAAUAUAUUAUAUAUUCAUAAAACAAAUGAUGGCCACUCUUGCCAACAGAAAUUGGUUUAUUUAUAAUUUUUUAACAAGAAUCCACCACUGUUAAUGUUAUGUAUAAAUGAUCUAUUUAUAGAACACAUUUGACAUGGAGUAUUUCAGGGCAUGGACUUUGUUUGUUUUCUCAGGUAGUCAUGCUUCAAUUUUUUGUAUGAAAAAAAUGCUUUAUCUAUGUGUCUGAACAGUCCUUUUAUAUACCUCAAGUUUCCAGUUUCCUUUACUUAAAAACCCUUUCUUAGUUCUUAGCUGGAUUACUGAUACAUAUCAGUAACCCAGUUAUAUGUAUCAGUUAUCCAGUUAUUACAUAUCAGUUACCCAGUUAGUAUAUAUGUUUUAAUCCUUACUAUUUGUAUAUGUAUAUUUUGCUGAUUUUCUUGUGACAUUCCAAGGGGGGUAAUUAUGUUGUCAUGUAAUGUCAUGUUUUCAAAGAUGCAAUAUUUUCUUAGUGUAUACACAUUUAUUUUAGAUUGUGUUGUAAGCUAUAAGCUUACUGAAACACUCUCAAAUCCAGUCCUGGAACCAACCAGUACUAAGCAAUGAGUGUAAAGUUUAUUGCUCAUGGAAACAAUGGCUUGCCCCUGAUGGGGUUUGAACCCAUGCGGCCAAAAAUCUUUAGAUUACUAGUUCAACAGGUUAACCAUUCAGCCAUGCUGCCAAUUAAUAUUCUCUUAGCAUUUGUUGUAAUGCAGCAUAAAAAACUAGUUAUUCUAGCUCUCAAAACAGAUUUUUAAUUGUUUAGAAUGUGACAAUAAAAAUUGGUGCUAUUAAAGAAUGCAAUAGCCAUGUCUCUAUAUAAUUAUAUUAUUAAAUAUUUAAGGGUGGUCUUAUCAAAUGAGGAACCUUGAAAAAAACAAUGUUGUUAUUAUUGUUGAUUUUAAAUGUGUGGGUGAAUUUAAAUUUAGAAUUUUAAGUUUUCAACAAUCAAGUAAAGACCAUUUAGAUACUAACAGACUGCUAAAUUCUUACCCCAGUAGGUCUUUAUUUCUGUUAUUUACACUGAUAACUUCGGACAAAAAAUAUGCCGUUUCACUUUGAUCAACUUGAUUUUGCAAUCAAAGCUGAAAUAAAUAUGUUUAAAAUAAUAUUUUGUAUGUAAAAGCAAAGAAAAUAUUGCUGAAGUGAACAUAAUGCACAUUCAAUAUAGGCUUUAAACAUGUCAAUCAUAUUCAGUAUAACAUUUUAAUGUAGAAAUCAUUUGGAAUACAGGGUUACAAAAUGUGAGCAUGUUAUUAAAAGUAUAUACAUGUACUGAGGGAAUAUGAUAAAGUCAUAUACUUUUAGAAUGUAAUUAUAUUUUGUAUAGUGAAAAUUGAGAUUAUAAUUUCCAAAAUGUAUUUUUAAAGCAGAAGAACAAAGAGUAAAGUUAUUUUUAGACAUUUAGGUAAUGAUGUAAAAUUAGAUACAAACAUAUACUCCCGUGUUUUCUGUCCUCUUGCUUUUGUUUAUUUUUGUGUUAUUUAUUUUUUGUAUUUAUCAAUAUUUACAGGCUUUCUGUUACUGCAUUAGAGAUUUGUGUUUUCACAUCCUUAAAGGAGCUCCACUGAGGUAAAAAAAACCUAUAAAUAAAAUAAAAUUUGAUAUUUUUGCACAGAUCAAGUGUUGCUUAUCUGCAACAAAUAUUCUUCGAGUUAAUUUGAAAAUCUUAUUUAUUUUUUUUGCAUGAUUUUAGCCAGGUUUGAGAGAUUAGCAUUGCAAUGAUUUUCAAUGUUUGGUAAUUUUCCACAAUAAAAACGAUUAUUCUUAGAAAACAAAGCAAAAUAACGAUAUGAAAUUUUGCACACAAUUUAUGUAAGUUCAGACCUACAUCAAAUGGAACAUUAAUCUCCAAAAUAUAUUUCCAGUCCCUUCAUGUAAAAAAAACCAAAGUGGAGUCCCUUUAAUGUAUUGUAACAUAUAUUGUAGAAGUUGAUUUUUAAUAUGUUAUUUUGAUUUGAUUUUAUGCUUUAAAUUUUUAUAUUUAUUUUACCAUUUGCCUGCUGGUAGCAGAUGAUUACAUCCAUGCCACCAGUGCAGACCCAAGACCAGUGGUAACAUCCAUGCUGUCUGAUCAUGGUUUGCACUGUUUGGCAUUAGUAAAAUUUUACCCAAAAAUGAUAAAUGGUUUGGUCCAGAAUGAUAAAAGGACAAGACCGUUUAAGAUAUAAAUUCUGUGUUGUUAAGGUCAAUUAGGGUUAUUUUUCAUUUAGAUCAAUGAAAAAAAGACCCAUCAAGUUAAGAUUUCCACAAGUUUUUUUUGUGUGGAUAUUUAACAUGAAUAGUUGUACUGUAGCUUUACUUUUACAUAUCUUUUUAUUUGUGUGCCCUAAACUGUCCCUUAUUUUAAUUUCUAUUAUUAACUUAUAUUCAUCUUUAUACAUUUUCCUGUCAUUAUUCAUUAUCAGAUUAAAUUUAUGACAUCAUCAUAUGAUUGGGUGCUUUAAUAACUAGCAUUUCUUAUUUAAGGCAUUCUGCCUCUUGACAGAUAAAAAUUUGCAUGUAUAUAGUAAAGAAUAUUUUGUUAAAGACAUACUAUGACCAUUUUUUCAUAAUAUCAGCAUUGUUAACAAGUGUUUUAUGAGUCAAACUUAAAGCUGAACUACAUGUAUAUUUAAACUGCUGAACAAAGUUUGAUUAAAAGACAAAAAGAAAAUUGAAUUUUUUGAUGACUCUUUAUAAAGCUAUGUGACAUAUAAAAAUGUAUAGUUUAUAAUUUAUUUUUUGGUUAUUCUACUUAAGACCCCACAGGUCUCAGGUAUUUGAUUGGUCAGAAACUGCCUCAUAAUGUUCUUUGACCAAUGAAAAUCUAGAGUUUUGAGAAAGAACUUAGAAAAAGUUUUAUAAUAUGGAUGCCAUUCUAGUUGUUUGUUAUAUGAAGAGGACUUAAAAGGAAUUGGUAAAAGUUUUGUUAACUUGCUUUUCAAGCAAUGUAAUUCGCAUUAUGAAUCUAAAAAUAACAUAAAUUUUCUGUUCCAGUAUACAAGGUUUAUUAUCCCUUAAAUGAUCAGAAAACUGGAAGCAAAUGUUUUUGUCUGUUUUUGCAACAUAACAAUUAGAGAUUGUAAUUAUUAAAUUGUUAUUAACUUGAUUUUUCUUGUUAACUAAGUUGCAUUGGGGGCUCAAGAUGUUACUGUUAUAUUCAAGUUAAGUUCACAAAGAUUUAAUUACUGAUAUAAAUAUACGGAGUUAAAAUUAGAUAAAUUUUAUUUUUUGCGAAAAGCUAGAAAAUUUCAGCAUACAUUAUGGGUAUUCAUCAUUUUACAUGACAUACAUGUUAUAGUUAAUGUUUUGGUAACUAGUUAUUAUUAUUGUAUUGACGUGAACUAUUUAAAUGGUGUUUUAUUUUCAUUGCCAGUCUUUAUGCUUAGUGAUAUUUUUGUAGAUUAAAUGUGAAAAGAUGUA
Molecule: messenger RNA, 8478 nt
Organism: Ruditapes philippinarum (Manila clam)
Lineage: Eukaryota; Metazoa; Mollusca; Bivalvia; Venerida; Veneridae
Product: lysocardiolipin acyltransferase 1-like
Exons: 5
Coding region: 142-1254 (370 amino acids)
Cellular component (GO): endomembrane system
Molecular function (GO): acyltransferase activity
Source: RefSeq, a predicted model, not a curated record